This is a messenger RNA of Fusarium fujikuroi IMI 58289, 978 nucleotides long. RefSeq lists its product as uncharacterized. NCBI's taxonomy places the organism in Eukaryota, Fungi, Ascomycota, Sordariomycetes, Hypocreales, Nectriaceae. The coding region runs from base 1 to 978 and encodes 325 amino acids. The transcript has 3 exons. The record is from RefSeq and is a predicted model, not a curated record. Gene Ontology annotation, molecular function: hydrolase activity, acting on glycosyl bonds.
AUGCGUGUUACUACUACCUUUGGCUCUCUAAUCUUGGGCGCGGGCCUCUGCGCCGCUCGCGCUUGCGCCCCUCAUCCUCGGCCGACAACGACAUCGUCAUUCAGCAGCGAAAUUGGCACUACAACGGCUGGAGGCGCCGCCACAACGACUACUUCUCAAGAGGCUCUAAGUAUUACCGACUCGACGUCAAGCAUUGAGUCCUCGGUCACUGUGGAGACUUCUACAGCCGACUCCGCCACUACAGAGCAUGAAACAACUACUUCCAGCUUGACUUCCCAAGAGGCCUCGAGUGUUACUGAGUCUCAGACCAGCGUUGAAUCUUCUGCCACCACGACCGAUGGCAUUAGCUCUUUUACUACCAUGCUCACAACCACGACUGCUGUCACUUCGCAAGAGACCGAGACCUCUACAACCGUCGACGAAGCCACGAGCACUACAGCCGAAGCCACUACGACUACAGCUGGUCCUCCCGUGAUUACUAACCUCGCCGUGAAUGGUGGUUUCGAAGACGAGACCAUCGAUCCUUGGGUUGUAGAAGGAGCCUCUCCGGCAGUCUACCGUAGCCAGUUUUGGUGCGCCGAGGGCAGCAAGUGUCUGCAAUUGCCUGGAAACUUUGCCAAUUCCGCCAAGGUUUGCCAGAGCGUCGCAGUCGAGGCGGGCUUUGAGUAUACUUUCAAAGCGCAGGUCCUCCAGAACUGCAUCAAAGAGUAUGGCUCAAACAUACUGGUCUGCGAUGACAACAUCAAUACCACUGAACUGUCCAUUGAUGGGGUAUAUGACUCCGGUAAUCAUGGCAUUGUUGGGUAUAAUACCUACAACGACUUUUCUUACACCUUCUCAUAUACCGGCCCGAGCAUUGACUCUACUGAUCUUUGCAUCACGAUCACGCAGAACCAAGGCCUCGGCCCUGUCUUUUACCUCGACGGCGUUUCUUUCACGCGUGGACAGGCUGUGCCUAUUCCUGACCCUACGGAGUAA